CCACAAUGCCGUCGUAAUGACGCACGCAGUAGACGUUCAGUGGGGGGAAACCAUGACAGUCUGUCAGCACAAUUGCAUGCUUGGAAUUUUAGCCACCGACUUUUGCUCUUGAAGACCGUGGAGCCAGAAGGCUGAAAUGACUGCGAGAGUGAGCAACAUGAAGCCCGGCAGCUAACUUUUGCAACGCAGACACCGGGGCUGUUUGAGAUAUUUAUCCCAGCGACAGCAGCGACAGCCCAGGGUUGCCAAACAACAAGCAUCAUUCAGUGUCAGCCAGCCGUAGCAACUGGAGCUGUUGGGCGCCUCGUCCCUGCUUCACUGACCGCUCAUUCCUGCUUCAACCUCAAGUCAACAAUGUCUGCGGACCCCCUUCCUGAACACCCGGUCUGCAUUGGUGAUUUGGAGUCCGACAUCUUAAAAUCAAAGCACCUCUUCAAAAAACCCUGACUGCCGGCAUCCGUGAAGCGUCAGCUUCCCUCUGGUUCUACUUCCUGGCACCUGCUGUUGCUCAACACUUUCUCACCCCCUCUUCAGUGUUGAGAAAUGAAAAUGAAUUGAAAUGUGAAGCAGUUUCUGUGUUUAGAGAAACUCAUUUAGUUACAUGGAGAUCAGGCAAGCACAUGUCCUGCUGGAAUUAACUUAAGUAAGCCACUGAAUACACAGCAGCUCUGUGUGUGCUUUGUAGCCAACUUUGGCCUCUGACUUCUCUGGAAACAGACAACAGGAAAAAGAUAUUCCCUGCAGGACUCAAACAACCACUAUCAAAUUAUUGCUAUAUCCGCAUUCAAGAAAAGACUUUAAUCCUCAGACCGGGUCUCUCCAGCUCUCCCUCCCCUUUGCCACCCACAGUACCAUGCUGGGUGCACUUCUGCGGAGGAACAUGUCCCAGAAGCUGAGUGUGCUGCUGCUUGUAUUUGGCCUGGCGUGGGGACUUAUGCUGCUACGCUACACUGUGCAGCAGCCUCGCCAUCAGAGCAGCGCCGAGCUACGCGAGCAGAUCCUGGAGCUCAGCCGGCGAUACGUGAAGGUCCUGACAGAGGAGAACCAGAAUGCACCAGGUGGACCGCAGGGAACUUCUAUGGCUGGUUACGCUGAUCUGAAGCGGACCAUAGCUGUGUUACUUGACGACAUCCUGACACGGCUGGUCAAACUGGAGGGGAAAAUCGAUCUGGUGGUCAAUGCCUCCUCAACUAACACCUCCCAUACAGCAGAGGGCGUCCUUGCCUCUGCUUCUGCUGCUCUACAAAAAUCCUCAAAGCAAGAGACACCUGGCAGCCACCAAGGGACAUCACGCCUUCACCCACAUGUUCCUAAUAAGCUUCGGCCACAUCAAGGAGUAUAGUCUUAAUAGAUGUAUUGAUUUUUUUUUUUUUUCAGCACAUCACACUUUUCCAGCGUUUAUCACUGAUGUAACAGCGUCAGAAAAAUGAAAAGCAAUAGUGAGACGAGGACAUCCAGAAACUUCAAGUUUAAGAUGCGUCUCAGAAAUGUUCAGCCAACUCAGAGGGAAGAAGGAAGACUUCUUAAUGCUCUGUCCUAUCAUAUGCUGAUAUUUAUUUAUUUUUUAUCAAGACUAUCCAGCACAUGUUUUUAUAUUUGCAUUGCUGAAUUUUCUUUGGCUUAAGUUUUAGCAUUUUUUUAAUGAUGCCAUAUUUGAAUCUGUGACUGUUUAAAGCAAAUGCAAAGAGGUUGAAAACCCUCUUGGAACUGAUUCUCAUAUGCUUUAUUAUAAAAAUCAUUUUAAAUGCCCCGCAAUCCAUUGUAAACUAUUUUACAAUACUGCUUCAACAUAUCAAGAUGCUGAACUAAACCGUAGUAGUUGAUACUUAGGACAGCUUAUAUAGCUGUGUAGCUCAGAUCAGUUUUUAGCUGACUCAGUUGCUAAAUACUGCACAAGAAGAUUCUACUUUUAGCGUGCACAUAUAGUUUUAAGGAUAAUAAUUAAAUAAGUCUAUUUCACUCGUAAGAGAUAAUCCAAAGAAUGUCAUUUGCACUCCGUCUGAAGGGAGUAUAAAUGUGUGUUCACAGGUUUAUGCAGAAUACGAUGGGAUGAUGCCCAUUUGCCACUGAGAACAUGAAUGUGUGUGUGCUUUGUGUUGGUUGAACUCCAAUGGUUCUCCCUUGCCUGGUCUUGAGAAAUGUUUUAAUGUGGGCGUGGAACAGAUUGAAUGUACUGUGUAGUCAGUCUUUAGCGCUGCAUUGCUGUUGAGAUGACUGACAUACUGCUUACACAUGUUCAGGGUUCAAGUUACACUGUGACUCUAUCGAGAAUUUCUAAAAAUACUGGGUGCAUCCAACUUUGACUUAAGGAUAUUUUAGGGGUCUGCUUUGUCAGGCUCUGUAAUAUUCAAUCUGCCAGGCUCUCUGCCGGUCCAAAAACACCCUACACCGUCCUGCCCAGAGGAAGAAAAUCUUAAAUUUUCUCAUUAACAUGAUGACAGAAGAAAAGGUUGUAUGAGACAGUGUGGGUGGCAUAUGAUGAACGAAAUUCAUGAUGUUGCUCCUCAGACAAAAAAUAACUAUAUGAAGGAGGUAAGGCUGAAUUAUCCAACUGUGGUCUGACUGUAUGUACACUGAAAAAUGCCAUAAAUGUACUUUGCUUCAUAAUGCUUAAGAAGAAAAGAUGGUGAGCCAGUCAGCUCCUGGGAGAUAGCUUUACUAAUAAAAUGACCUCAUGGUUAAAUUA
Larimichthys crocea (large yellow croaker) is the source of this 2686-nucleotide messenger RNA. RefSeq names its product coiled-coil domain containing 126 (gene ccdc126). Gene Ontology annotation, cellular component: membrane. The transcript is spliced from 3 exons. NCBI's taxonomy places the organism in Eukaryota, Metazoa, Chordata, Actinopteri, Sciaenidae. The record is from RefSeq and is a predicted model, not a curated record. Bases 854 to 1342 code for a protein of 162 amino acids.